Molecule: messenger RNA, 885 nt
Organism: Candidozyma pseudohaemuli
Lineage: Eukaryota; Fungi; Ascomycota; Pichiomycetes; Serinales; Metschnikowiaceae
Exons: 1
Coding region: 1-885 (294 amino acids)
Source: RefSeq, a predicted model, not a curated record
AUGAGAACAAUUAAGUUGGUGAUUUUCUCCGUGUUGGCAAUGUCGGGUGUCAAUAGCAUGCAUCCUGGAAACUUUUCAUCGAUGCCCUCUCCCACAAUUGUGGUGAACGAUACAUCCACUCUGACCAUGCCACAGACUACCAUGACAACUUCAUCUCAAUUGGACGCUGAAGAGACUCAAUCGCAACCGGCCGGGCCAGUGAAUCGGCUCAAAAGCCUAAAGAAUAAGCCAAUUGACUUGCAAUCUUGGAUUAACCUAUAUCACGUUUUGUACCCUCAGGAGAAGGUUCAGAAGGCCAAGAACGUGGUCAAGCAGCGGUACAUGGCCGCUUCCAAGCUUGUACUGAAGGAGUCGGUAAAGGGCUUGAUCAUGUCCAUCCCACCGAAGUUGGACAGCUCUUUGAAUGUCUCGUCUUUCGAAAACAAUACAAUCAACUCCACCAGCCUUUUGAGAACGCUACUUGGGAAAGAUCUUGAGUCUGAGUCUGACGGGUCUGAGGAGUCUGACAGCUGCUCCGGUUCAGAGGAUGAUCUGGACUCAGACUCAGAAUCAGAUUGCGAGGAGGACAAGUACUCGUGGGACUACGAUUACGAGAGUUGGUCCAAGUACAACAGAACUGGUGAGGUGCCUAAGGAGCCAGAGGCACCCAAGCAGCCAGAGGUACCCAAAGAAGCCGAAGUGAAGAAACCAAGGUUCAAUUUCACUAACUACACAGUUUCCAGGCCUGCUGGUAGGCCUACAAGACCUCCAGCGGUGAUAUACCCUGAGUUCGUGAAUCACACCAACUCAAGCAUAGGAGCACUCGAGGAGGCAAAUGCCGCUCAAACUACUUCGUUAUCCUUAUGGGGCUGCUUGCUUCCUAUUGUCAUCCAUCAAUUAAUAUAA